GCCAGAUCCACCUACACCAGCUGGUGACAAGUACGCCGAUGACAUCUCAAAUGUCCCGCUACACUUAAGGUUUGCUUUCAAUCCGGACUUGUACAUCGCUGAGGACCUCUGCGGCUUCAAUGAGAUUGUGGUCGAGGAAUACUGUGAUGCAUUUCAGUUGUCGGACCUAUGCGGAGAUGGAUACGUCACUUACAAGUACUACAGCUUUUUUAACUUGUUCCUAGUAUACUUAACUAAUACUAAGCACAGCUUUUUUAACUUGUUGUUCCCAGUAUAAAAACUCGAAUUACAACUUCUUCUAGAUGGUUUGUUGCAUGUAUACUACAACAGCACCUCAACUUUCAUUGCUCAUCACUUGCUCUCCCAUGAUCUUGUUCGAAACAGCGAAAUUCCAGUCAUCCUCAUGCGCCUUGGCUGCUUCCCAAGAUACAAAUUGAACGAGCUUGCCAGUAUUCAAGCGGGAUUUCUUUCUGCACCGUAUGUUUUUCGGAGAUUAGAGUUCGUCAUCAACGGGCUCGACCCACGGGGGACGAAUAUGUACGAUUUUCAGUUUUUCCUCCGACUAAUGAAGAUCUGGGGAGAUAACACGAAGAUCUUGGGAGCUGACGAACUACUAGAAGCUUUUAGACUACUGGAUUUGGAUCGAACGGGGUUGAUCAGUCCAGAAGAAAUACGCCAAAUCAUGAGCAUUUUUGGUACUAGUACUUUUGGCUACAACUUACUUUAAAAUUUUUGAAUUCAGAAUGAAUCGGGAGAAAUGAUCAUGAGCGGCCCGUAUUUUGGUAUAAAUUGCUAGUAUUUCAUUCGUCCUUGUAGAUCGUUAUAGUUCAACAGAGCGUCCGCAAUAAACAAACAGGCGACAAGCUUUCCCCGGAAGAGGCAGAAGGCAUGCUGGACAUGGCGGACUUGGAUGAUAAUGGCCAGGUAGACUACGAAGAGUUUGUCGCCAUCAAUCUUCAACAGACUAUGCAGGGUGCGGGGAACAAGAAAAAAGUCCAGGAUGCUCUAGAAAAAUUAGAAAAGAGAAAAGCAGCAGCUCUAGCCGGAGAGCAAGCAGGUGGUGGAAUGAAGGGAGACAAUUUCCUAAGCGCCGGUGGAGACGAUGAUUUUCUAGGGGGUGGUGGAAAUCCUAAUAAUCCUUUCUAAUGAUAAAAAUGCUAGUACAACCGGCGAACUGACGUUGAUAUUGACGUAGAAGUAGUGAAUUAGUGCUGGACUAUGUAUUGUACCAGAACUUUUUGUUUUUUUAUCUUUUUCUUGAGAAAAAAAGACUGACGAGUGUACCUGUACGUAAGUACUUGAACAACAACGGAUACGGAACAUGCUAAUGUUGGUCCUCUGUGGAGAUUUACCAUAGUUGUAGGAGAACUUUUUUUUGUACUAAGAGAAGAAGAUGUAGUUGUAGCUACAAUUUUUACACGAUGCCAUAACAAAAGCGAAGACACGACUAUCAAUGCACAACCUGCACAUAACAAUUGCCAUACAUGAGGACGUACUUAAGUACAUAAUUGUGCCACGAAUCACGAUGCCAGAGUCACAUGAUGAAGCUGUGGAUGUACCCAGAAGAGGUGGGUGUACCCAGAGCACACAAGCUUAUCCAAUUAGGAAAAUACUUUGGUUGAGCAGAAGGUCACGACAAGCAGCUCACCUAAAAACCCGCACAUGUCCCAAGGAUUAUGCUGAAUACGCGGUUGUAGCUCCCAACAGGAAUAGAAGCAUCAUGCGAAAAUGAUGUAGUGGAUAUUCAAAAAGAACUAUAAACAGACACAGACAUCAUCACAAUAACAAAAUACACAAAAUAGUAUCAAGGUCGUUACAGUGAAAAAAAAGAAAAAAAAACCAAUUAUACAAGAACAUAGCUAAAAAAAAACUUGCAGAAUACAUCUAGAUCUACUUCACUUGUUUCGGGACGAGUAGAGCUUGUUUAUGAAGUAGGAUAACUAGGAGAAAUUCUUGCGAUGGCGAUACUUGACUUAUCACUUGAGGUCCAGUAUCGCUCUCAUCUUUCGCUCUCUAGCUCUAGGUAGAAAAGAUCAUUCUUGUAAACAAGCGAGUAUGCAAGAUAGUGAAGAAUCUACUGCGAAUUGCGCGGCAGCUCCUGCUGCUCGUUCCUCAAAUUGAAGUAGACGCGAACAACGGUCUGUGUAGACCUAUCUAUGUAGACCUAUCUAUGUAGAAGCAUCUGAAAAAAGUUGUAGAGGUGUUUGCCACUGUCUAUGUAGAAGCAUCUGAACAAAGUUUGUAGUACUGUUGAGAAGAAGAUAAACAACUUAACAUGGAGUCAGUGUUCAAAAAAUAUGAAUCAAUGAGGAGUUACCACUUUUGUUAGUGUUGUGAGAUCGAAGAAGUAGAAGUAAAUGGAUCCUUCGACGUGGCCUUCAGAGUCAGGCUGAACGAGGAUUGACUUUCAAGUAGUUGCCCCUCAUAGUGAAAACUUCUUUUAUUCCUGUUGGAGUCAAGUGCUCGCCGCUUCUAGUAACCUUAACUAUUACAUUAUCAUUGAGUAGACUCCUUGUGACAUGUUCUUCUUUUUGUCCACCUAACUACUAAGUACAUUUUUUAUAAUGCAGUUUUAUUUGUAAUAGUAUUCAUCUACUUCGAGGAAAGAUGAAGUUGUACUAGUCCAUUUUUACUAGUGACCACGUGUUGACCCUGCUUCAGAAGUUCUUCAUUCGCUAAAGGAAGUUUGUGCUCGCUGAGCGCUAUCAUGUUGUUGUCAGAUAUAUGCAUCUUUUACAGCUGAGCACGACUAUAAUAUUGAUUCACUUGCAUCAUUAGGGCAUGUUUGUUGACACGCACGAGUGCCAACGCUACAGACCGAA
Molecule: messenger RNA, 2822 nt
Organism: Amoebophrya sp. A25
Lineage: Eukaryota; Dinophyceae; Syndiniales; Amoebophryaceae
Source: the annotation of a GenBank genome assembly